Aplysia californica (California sea hare) is the source of this 3252-nucleotide messenger RNA. RefSeq names its product coiled-coil domain-containing protein 47. The coding region runs from base 109 to 1545 and encodes 478 amino acids. The transcript is spliced from 13 exons. Gene Ontology annotation, biological process: endoplasmic reticulum calcium ion homeostasis. Lineage: Eukaryota; Metazoa; Mollusca; Gastropoda; Aplysiida; Aplysiidae. Gene Ontology annotation, cellular component: endoplasmic reticulum. Gene Ontology annotation, molecular function: calcium ion binding. The record is from RefSeq and is a predicted model, not a curated record.
UGACUGCAAGCCAGAUAUACACAGCAGUUUACUCAAAGCGGUGUACGCGACUUUCACAGCGUCAACUGGGCGAAGAUCUUUUUAUAGAUCUAACUGAUAACAGCCGUCAUGAAGGCUGUUUGGCUGCUUCUCCUUGCCUUGGCGUGCAUAUUAUCUUUUUCUAUCGUUGGGAGUAAAAAACAUGACGCUGUUGUAGAGGACAAUGACUUUGCUGAGUUCGAAGAAUUUGAAGAUGAAGAAGAUGAUGGAAUUGUAACGGAGGAAACUGAAGGUGAAGAAGAAGUGGCAAGGAAACAGACGAGUGCUCCUGAUGACCAGGAUGAGGAAUUUGAAGAGGAAGAGGAGGAAGAAGAGGAUGAUGAUUCCUUAGCUGAUGAUGAGUUUGAGCAUUUGCAUGAUGAAGAGGAGUUUGAAAACUUCGACACAGAGAAAGAUUCACCAAAAAGCAAAACUCCAGACAAGUUGCCAGACUUGCAGAUGGCUAAAGUGCCUUUACACUUGAGGACCAGCUGGGACAGCUUCUACCUGGAGAUGCUUAUGAUAGCAGGUUUAGCUGUGUACUUCCUCAAUUUCCUGGCUGGAAAAAACAAGAACUGUAAGCUCGCAACAGCAUGGCUCACAGCUCAUAGAGAGCUUCUGGAAACACAGUUCAGUAUUGUAGGGGAUGAUGGUGUCGCCAAGGAGGUAACGUCGGGAGUCCUGAUGAAGGAAUCUGAGAAUGUGUAUGCCCUUUGGUGCAGUGGUCGCUCUUGUGUUGAGGGGAUGCUUGUUGAGUUGAAGCUUUUGAAGCGUCAAGACUUGAUCAACUUUUUACUCAGGAUAUUCAAGCCUGCAUCAGACCAGAUUGUUGUGAAAGUGGACAUUGAUGAAGGAAAAAUGGACAACUUUGUUUUUGCCAUAGCUCAAAAACGAUCUGCUGCAAAACUCCACAAAGAUAUGAAUGAUCUGAGUCAGUUUGCUGAGAAAAAGAGCAUUGAGAAGUUUGACAUACCUUCCUCAUACCAACUUCUGUCUGAGAUUGGGGAAGGAACUGCUGCUGUGUUAGAUAAAAAGGUGUGCCAAGUGUUAACGAAGUAUGAAGGUGUGAUUGAGUACAUUCAUGUGUCUGAUCAAUAUUCUGGUCUCAAAGUGCAAGAGGAUACCCAACCAACUAAAAUGCCGGAGACGAAACCCUGUUUGCUGUUUUGCUUCACUGUGCCUGGCAAGGGCAGGACUCGUGCUGUGGACAUGGAGAACCUGAAGCCCCUGAUGCAGUUGGUCUUCUACUGUGUGGACAAAGUGGCCAGACUUCAGCUGAGCAAAGAGGCCCGCUUUAAGGCUGAGAAGAACCGCCAAAAGGCUGCUGAGUUGUUCAUCAAGGCUGCUCACUCUCAGCGCCAGGAGCUGGCCCAGCAGCGCCGGGAGGAGAAGAAGCGUGCUGAGAAGGAGAAGCUCAUGGCUGAGGAGGACCCCGACCGCGCUCGUAAGCUCGAGGAGCGCGAGAGCCGCAGGGAGUCGAAGAAGAAGCAGCCAAAGAUGAAGAUGAUGAAGAUCAAGGCCAUGUAAAAAAACAUGGACGUCUUCUUUAUCAAGGGCCUGAAGUACACUGUAUCCUGUUGUGUGCCUGUUCUGUCAUGUACUUGUUUUACGUCUUUUGUUUUGUGUUAAACAGUAUGUAUCAAGUAUGCUAGCUUUUUGUGCUUUUGUGUGAUCCUUUUUUACAGAACAAACCAAACUGUACAUCAGAGUAAGAAUAUAUAUGCCAUUUCUUUGUCCUUUUUAUUGGGUUUUUUUUUUGGGGGGGGGGGGGUUGGUCUCUUUGCUACCUAUUCUCAAGUUUAAAAAAUUGUUGGGUUUUGCUUUUUUCUUUUUUGUUGCCCUUAGGAAAGAAAUAAAUCUAGAUCGGUACUUCAGAAAUAGAAGGCCAUUUGUUGCAUGCAAGUACUUCAGUUUCAUAAGAUACAAAUAUCUUGAGCUUUUAGUAAAGGCCUGACCUCAAAACACUCAAAAUUGCUUAUUUGUGAGGAAGGUGGAGGAUUUAUGAACUGUCGCUCAUGAGAGAAGAUAUUAUGUUAAGGUUUUACUGUGUUGGAUGUGCAGCUGUCUAGAUCACAAUAAAUAUUCACCAAAAGUGAAUAACACUUUAGUUUUGUACGGUACUUUUACUUUUGUUCUGACAUACACCAGUUCUCUUUUAGUGCCGGCAGUUUGACGUUGGAUUUACCGAGCUGUCUCGUGUUAGUACUAUGUGUUAAUAGUAGCUCCUCCUGUCGGGAUUCAUUCAUGGCUGGGGUCAGUCCCAUUUCAGAGCUUUCCCAGGCAGCAUUGCAUCAUUGCACACGAUAAUGAAAUGAUCAGUUUUUUUUACAACUGGGAGAACAUUUGAUAUAACUCAUUUUCUUUGCCGGUGGGGUUUUAACUUUUUGUGUUGGGGGGGGGAGGGGGGCACAAUGUUUCACUUAACUGGUUCAUUUUGUUUCUAAUGAGCUGGCCUCAUAAAGAAUUACUCUGUCUGGGUGAUUUUAAGCAAUUUUUUAAAAAAAGAAGUAAAAAUUUAGUUUUGUUUCGUUCUCUUUUUUAUUCAACCUUGUUUCUUACAAGAGCUCGCGAGAGAUUUUGGCCGUCUCACUAUAUUAUUUUCUAUGCUAAGCUUUGCUUCUCCAUCUACUCCUGGGUAUGUUUAUUCACAUAAAUCCAAUCAUCAUGUGUGACAGUAUAAAGAGCUAGACAGGAAAAUGAAGGGAAAUAAAAUGUUACUUAAUCUAGAAUGCUUCAAAUACUGUAAGUACAUUUUUAAUUGAACUUGUUACAUUUCCAUUAUUUAUUGGCGAUUGUUUCAAAAGUUUGCAAUAACUUUUUUUAAAAAGCUGAUUUCUCAUAAUACGGGCAAAAAAAAGUUAUUGUUUACUCUGCUGCUAUGAACGGGGUAUUUGUUGAAAAUUAUGUCCAACGCAUAAUUUACAUUUCAAAGGAUCCUAGUUUAUUUAUCAUUUUCUUUGAUGUAGCAGUAAACAUGUUGACGAUAUUAUGACUGGAUGCCAAUGAUACCUUCAUUUUAACCAUUGUUUUAUCAUUUUAAAUAUAUCAUUAAGCAGAGAAAGUCUGUCCGUUACAAUACAUUUCUUUUUUUUCAUUAACUCAUGGAAUUCUUCAUAUGUGUUUUCAUAUGGUUUUCUUACAUUUUUUCAUGAGAUUAUAAUGUAUGCUGUUUUGUUUUCAUCAAAUGUGUACUGCCCAAUACACGGAUAAUAAAAUUUAUUAAAUAUUUACUCA